This is a messenger RNA of Osmerus eperlanus (European smelt), 3191 nucleotides long. RefSeq names its product lamin L3 (gene lmnl3). The transcript is spliced from 14 exons. Gene Ontology annotation, molecular function: structural constituent of cytoskeleton. Gene Ontology annotation, biological process: nuclear migration; nuclear envelope organization; heterochromatin formation. The record is from RefSeq and is a predicted model, not a curated record. Bases 192 to 2402 code for a protein of 736 amino acids. Gene Ontology annotation, cellular component: nuclear lamina; nuclear envelope. NCBI's taxonomy places the organism in Eukaryota, Metazoa, Chordata, Actinopteri, Osmeriformes, Osmeridae.
GUGAUGGUGACAUCAUCUGCAGAGUUUUGACCAGUCAUCUCUUCUACCCAGCCGAUGGCCUUGGUGGUCUGCACUGUUUAACUUAUCACAAUCCUUAAACCACUGCGAGAAACUUAUCAGGAGUCAGCGAAAGUUAUCUGAUUCCAAUUCACACGAGAAAUAACAGGUGGAGCUCCACACCGCCACCAUCAAUGGCCUCUCCCGCCUCCACACCAGCAACCUCCACUAGCCGCUCAACCCGCUCCACCGCCAGACGAAACACCGGCACCGCGUCCCCCAGCGGAAUCAGCCCUACCCGCCUGUCCCGGGUCCAGGAGAAGGAAGAGCUCAGCCAUCUCAACGACCGACUUGCUGCAUACAUAGAGCGCGUCCGCCAACUGGAAAAUGACAAGUCAUCCAUGCUGCUCCUGCUGGAGGAGAAAGAAGAGUCUAAGAACCGGGAGAUGGGCAACGUCCGUCGGCUGUAUGAAGAGGAGUUGGCUGAUGUCAGGAUGAGCCUGGAUGCCCUGGCGAGCGAGAGGGCCAGGCUGCAAAUUGAUUAUAGUCAUGUUGUAGAAGACCACCGCAAACUACAAGCCAGGAACCAGAAGAAGGAGUGUGACCUGGGCAGUGCGGUGUCUCAAUGGAGGAACCUGGAGACGGCCCUGAACUCUAAAGAUGCAGAGUGUGCCAACCUACUGGUGGAGAACAGGAGACUGGAGAAAGAUCUGUCCGAGCACAGGUCCCAUCUGGCCAGUUUGGAGUCUUCCCUGUUGGACACGAAGACCCAGCUGAACACUGAGAUGCUGAGGAGGGUGGACUUGGAGAACCAGCUGCAAACUGUCAGAGAACAACUCAACUUCCAGAAACACAUCCGUGAACAGGAGGUGGAGGAAGUCCGAAGCAGGCAUGAGAGUCGCAUGAUGGAGGUGGACUCUGGGAGGCAGAGGGAGUUUGAGAGCAAACUGUCUGAGGCCAUGCAACAACUACGGCAGGAACACGACGGACAAAUACAGCAGUAUAAGGAGGAACUGGAGAAAACCUACAAUGCCAAGAUGAAUCUCUGCGUUAGAGAAGCCAGGAUCUCGUGCAGGACAGUGCUAGACCGCAUCAUUGUGCUGGAUCUCAAGGUGGUAGGAGAGGAAGGAGAGGGAUGUAUGGAGAGGAGAGAGGAAGGGUGGGAUCUGGUAAAGAGAGGAGAGGUGCUGGAGAGGGGAGAGGUGCUGGAGAGAGGAGAGGUGCUGGAGAGAGGAGAGGUGCUGGAGAGGGGAGAGGUGCUGGAGAGGGGAGAGGUGCUGGAGAGGGGAGAGGUGCUGGAGAGGGGAGAGGUGCUGGAGAGAGGAGAGGUGCUGGAGAGAGGAGGAUUAUGUGAGAUGGUAGAUGAAGGAGCAGAGAGAGAGGGAUUGCAGGAGGUGGUAGAUGGAGAGAAAAGAGGUGGAAUGCUGAUGAAAGAGUGCGUUAUCCGACUGAAAAAGCUAGAGAAUGCCAAGCAGAGCGCUGUGAAGAACGGUGACGUGGCGUCCUCCACCAGAGAAGAACUCGUAGGAACCAAACUGAGGAUCGAUACGUUGACUUCCCAGCUCAUUCACUUCCAGAAACAGAACGGGGCCCUGGAGAGCCGUGUGUGUGAGCUGGAGAGGACAGUGGACCGGGAGCGUGAGCUGGGGCAUCAGAGGCUGAGCCAGAAGGACCAGGAGAUGGCCACCAUGAGGGAGCAGAUGCAGGGCCAGCUGGAGGACUACGAGAACCUGCUGGAUGUCAAGCUGGCCCUGGACAUGGAGAUCAACGCCUACAGGAAGAUGCUGGAGGGGGAGGAGCAGAGACUGCACCUGUCUCCAAGCCCCUCCCAGCACGCGACUGUGUCACGCACACACUUGCACGGCGCCCGGAAGCUAAAGGGAAAGAAACGUAAACAUGAAGGCCCGUCAGGGACCUCACCUGCUUAUAAAGUGUCCCAGAAUGCAACAGCGCAUGGACAUGUGACUGUGGCCGAGAUCGAUCUGGAUGGAAGCUAUGUCGUGCUGAAGAACAAUUCGGACACAGAGCAGCCACUAGGGGGCUGGGUGGUGAGGAGGAGCCACCCAGACUGCCCAGAGAUAUCCUUCCAGCUCCCCCCAGCCUAUGUGCUGGGAGGAGGGCAGACCCUCACCAUCUGGGCAGCAGAGGCGGGUGUGGAAGCUAACCCCCCCAGUGACCUGGUUCUUAGGGAUCACAUGAGCUGGGGCCCAGUCUCUGAUGUCCGGGUGUGUUUGCUCAACUCCAACAACGAGGAGACAGCGGAGCGCAGGUUGGUGUGUGUGCAGGGGAGAGUGGAGGAGGACUUUAACGUGGACUUCGAUGAGGAGUGUGUGACUGGCAGUGACGUUCACCACCUCAGAAGACAGCCAAAGAGAAGAAAAAAGAAAUGUUGUUUGUUGUCUUGAGUGUCUGAGAGCAGCCAGACGGCCUUCUGUAGGGUCAGGUGAGAACUGAUGAUCCUAGCUGCGCUGUCAUGUGACCUCAUCCGUCUGCAAGCCCCCAUCCUCUAUCGCCCCUUCGCUUCAGAAAUGGGAACGCCAGGUCUGACCGCCGCCGACUGAUCUCUGACGCCCUCUGUCUCCCAGCAACCCCACAGAGCUCAAGCCCUGUGACUGUUUGUUAAGAGAUGCCACCUACGAGCUCUUCAACUCCAGUCCAGUUUCAUGACACUAUGGUUUUAUGAGGGGUUGGACAGCUCAUUGCUCCCAGCAUGAACUAAGAGGGAGUAGGAUGGAAUGGUACUAAAUCAACUGCCGUUGCCAUGGCCGCAGUGUAAACAACUUUUUCUUUUACGGUGCACCUUGUUACCUUGUUUUCCCGGGACAUACAUUCUUCUCCUAGUUGCUCUUGUAGGGGUUAGCACUGGCACAACACUGGAACAGAGAAUGAAGAAUCAAGCAAGUUACGCGCUCAAGUCUUUUAAUUUAACAAUAUUUCAUCGCCUGAAGGUUUGCCGGAGGCUUUGGUAGCACUUACUGUUUUGCUUCUACGUGGACAAGAUGGUUCAUAUUCAUCUCAUUUUAGUUCAGGGAGACUGAAGGCUUAUUGUUGGGGAAACUAAAGCAGGGGAUAUGAACACUGGGGCUUUAUUUAUAUUUGCACAGCCUGUCAUGUAGAUGGACCAUUUGCCAUAGCCUUAAUGUUGAAGAUGGAUACGUUACUAUGUUUGAUUUCAAUAAAGUUUUUUUUGUCUA